Molecule: messenger RNA, 183 nt
Organism: Capronia epimyces CBS 606.96
Lineage: Eukaryota; Fungi; Ascomycota; Eurotiomycetes; Chaetothyriales; Herpotrichiellaceae
Exons: 1
Coding region: 1-183 (60 amino acids)
Biological process (GO): regulation of DNA-templated transcription
Molecular function (GO): DNA-binding transcription factor activity
Source: RefSeq, a predicted model, not a curated record
AUGGCGGACAAGAAAGGCGCGCAACGCCUCCGAAACACCAUCAAUUCUCGCAAGCAUCGUCAAAAUAAGCUUGACCGCAUCCGCGAGUUGGAGGAGAAGCUGGCGGCUUGCGAAGCCGAUAGGAGGAAAUGGAAGGAGAGAGCCGAGGAGUUGGGGUGGACAGAGAAUCGCGGCCGUGGUUAG